Messenger RNA from Formica exsecta, 2169 nucleotides. RefSeq lists its product as uncharacterized. The transcript has 2 exons. Lineage: Eukaryota; Metazoa; Arthropoda; Insecta; Hymenoptera; Formicidae. Bases 1100 to 2089 code for a protein of 329 amino acids. The record is from RefSeq and is a predicted model, not a curated record.
AGUGAAGUUUGGUUUUUUACUGGAAAAAAACCAAAAAUGAUUAAAAAAACCACAGAUACCAAACACCUAUUUGAUCCAGAAACACAAAACUUUGCAGAAAUAUCCAAAAAGCCUACAUUUGUGGACCAUUCACUACUCAACGAAAUCUUCUUUGAAACAGGAAGAAAAUUGUUUGUAUCAGCUCCAAAGAUGUUUUGCAAAUCAUCAAACAUGAACAUGAUCAAGCAUUUUUUUGAGAUCGACAAAGAAGGAAAAGUAGAACCAGACUGGAAGAAGAGGCCACAGUAUGAAAUCUUCAAGGACAAGGAUAUUGUAACAAAGGAAAAAGAAGAAGAUCUGAAGAACCAUUUAGGUGCUUAUCCUGUCCUGUUUGUGGACCUCAAAGGUCCUACAAUUCGUAAAUAUGAAGAUGCAUUGGCGCAUUGUUACAGGAGAAUUAAGGAUGCUUUCAGAAGGCAUAAGGCAUAAGGCAUUUUUGCUGAAGAAUAUCCAAGAUAAAGAUGAUAGAAAUUUGUGCGAGAUGUGGUUUGAAUCCAGGACAUAUCAAGACGUUGGCGAACAAAAUGUGAAAAGUGGUCUGACAGACUUGUGUGAAUAUCUAUAUCAGGCACAUGAGGAAAAGCGCAUUUUGGUUCUCAUUGAUGAAUGUGACGCAGUUGUCGUAUCUGCACUACGUGAUGGUACUUCUGGUUGUGAGGUAGGGCAAAUCGCUCAACUUAUGUCAACAAUUUUGUGUGAGAUUACAAAGGGAGACAUUGCUCAGGCAAUAGUUCAAGGAGUGCUGCUUACAGGAGUUUCCUAAAUAAGUGGUGUAGGAUACACUCAAGAUGUCAAAGCAGUUGCAUGCAGAUUUCUAGAUGAUACCCCUGAUGCUGCAACAGGCUUUCUAAGAGAGAAUAUUAUUCCAUUUUACGGUCUUCAUGAAGAACAGCUUGAUGACAUUUUAAAGAAAAUAAGAGGGUCACUGAAACUCAUUGAUGACGAACUAGAAAGGAAAAAACAUGAAAUAAAGAUAGACUUCAACGGAUUCCACACAAAAAUAGGGCAGAAAUGCAUAUACCCUCUCUAUAUAGUUGCUAUUUAUUUGAUUAGUGGAAAGAUGUUAGAAGUAGAAGCUUCUCCUCUGCUUAGUACGUACAAAAAGGUACCAGCUGAUAUUGACAUUGCCUCGGAUAUUCUAAAGAUAUUGGGGUCUGGCAACAUAAAUAUCGACUCUGUUGAUGGGAAAAUAAAUAUAAAAGAACUUAUAGAAAUGCGGGAUAAUUCAAGUAUGUCAAGCAAAGAUGUUUUUUUCAUUUUGCUUUUGGAAAUAGGCUUCCUGACGUAUGCAGAAAGUCCUGAAUGUAAUGAUUUUAGGUGGAAACUCAGAAUUCCCAAUCAAACUACAAGCAAGUGUUUUCUAAAGAUGCUGAAGACAGCUAAUGUUAUGGUUGGCAAGUUUAAUAAUGCACUUCAGGAAGCUUGUGCAAGACAUAUCAGUAAUCUUCAAAGAUAUUUUCUACGGAGAGAUAUAGUCAACUUUAGAAAAACAUUGAUCUUGUUAUAUAAUGAUCUCAAAUCCCUUUUCAAAGGGUUUGAGAACCAAUAUCCGACAGAAUAUAGCGAAAAUUCUUUACAAGGCCUAAUGUUUAUGGUCCUCAGUAGAACAUGUGAUAUGAAGGGAUUUUCUAAUAUUUCUUCUGAGCUAUGGAUCAAAGAUAAUAAAGGUCGAAACGGAAUAAUCGAUAUCUGGAUGUUUGAUAAAGAUAGGCAAUUUGCCAUAAUGUGGGAACUUAAAUACAAUGCAGCACCACGAGACAAAAAGAAAACUUCUAUUUAUGCCUUAAAAGAAUUAAGAGGUCAAGAAAAGAAAGCAGGUAGAAAUGAUGUGGUAUGCUACAUAGACAAAUUCCAACAAUGCAAAGUAACCGAGUAUUUUAUGGUGGGUCUUGCCAUGGAUGAAGCAUAUCAACCAUCAAUUUCUAUAGCAACCAGCAAAGUCGAAGAAGCUGACGCAGAAUCCUUCAUCUGCAUUUCAGAAACUGAGACAAAAAAUUAUAAGGAGUCAUAUCAUCAUGAUAAAUGUAUUGAUUUGUUACGUACGAGCUAACUAGAGUUUGCUUUUAAUGUUAUUCUACCAAUCAUAUUGGCUUCUAAGAUUCUAAGUAUAUUUUAUGAUUUUUGACAGUU